AUGUGGAAGCCAAGGACAGAGCCGCCCUGCUGAGAGCACGGCGGCCCAUCCUUCAAGAUCGUGACCUCAAGACGUCGGUGGCGCUCGGCCCUCCACCUCCGCCACCGGGGGCGGGGGCCACCUACCUCCAAGUCCCCAGCCAUGACCACCUCCGCCCUUAGACGCCAGGUGAAGAAUAUUGUGCACAACUACUCCGAGGCCGAGAUCAAAGUGCGGGAGGCCACCAGCAAUGACCCCUGGGGACCCCCGAGCUCCCUCAUGUCGGAGAUCGCUGACCUGACCUUCAACACCGUGGCCUUUGCUGAGGUCAUGGGCAUGCUGUGGCGACGCCUCAAUGACAGUGGCAAGAACUGGCGGCACGUGUACAAGGCGCUGACGCUGCUGGAUUAUCUGCUCAAGACGGGCUCUGAGCGUGUGGCCCACCAGUGCCGGGAGAACCUCUACACCAUCCAGACGCUCAAGGACUUCCAACACAUUGACCGGGACGGCAAGGACCAGGGCGUCAACGUGCGCGAGAAGGUCAAGCAGGUGAUGGCCCUGCUCAAGGACGAGGAGCGCCUGCGCCAGGAGCGCACGCAUGCCCUCAAGACCAAGGAGCGCAUGGCCCUGGAGGGCAUGGGCAUUGGCAGUGGGCAGAUGGGCUUCAGCCGCCGCUAUGGAGAUGACGGCCGUUCUCGGGGUUCCCCGUCUUCCUAUACCUCUGCUUCCUCAUCCCCCCGCUACGCCUCGGACCUGGAACACGCACGACCUCAGACAUCAGGAGAAGAAGAGCUGCAGCUGCAGCUGGCGCUGGCCAUGAGCCGAGAAGAGGCAGAGAAGCCAGUCCCCCCAGCCUCCCAUAGGGACGAGGACCUACAGCUGCAGCUGGCUCUGCGUCUGAGCCAGCAGGAACACGAGAAGGAGGUGAAAUCCUGGAGAGGAAAUGACUCCCCAGUGGCCAACGGUGCAGAGGCCGCCUUCUGCCACCAUCGGGACAAAGAACCUGGGAGAGAAGAGAGGAAGGAAGAAGAGAAGCUAAAAGACAGCCAGUCCUCCAUCCUGGACUUGGCUGACAUCUUCGUACCUGCCCCGGCCCUGCCCUCCACACACUGCUCUGCGGACCCAUGGGACAUCCCAGGUCUCAGGCCGAACACAGAGCCCAGUGGCUCCUCCUGGGGACCCUCUGCAGACCCCUGGUCUCCAGUCCCCUCAGGAAAUGCCCUUUCCCGAAGCCAGCCUUGGGACCUGCUUCCUACACUCUCUUCCUCUGAGCCCUGGGGCAGGACCCCAGUGCUGUCUGCCGGACCCCCUCCCACAGAUCCCUGGGCAGUGAACUCCCCCCACCACAAACUCCCCAGCGCUGGGGCUGACCCUUGGGGGCCCUCCGUGGAGACAUCCAACACACCUGCUCUAGGUGGUACUCCAACCUUCCACCCUCUUGCCAAACCUCCGGAUUCUACAGACACCAAGCAGGAGCUGGAGUGUGCCCAGGCUCUGCCCCUGGGGAAGCCCAGAAGCCCUGUGGAGCUGGAUCUGUUUGGAGACCCCAGCCCCAAGCAAAACGGCACCAAGGAGCCAGACACUUUUGACCUGGGCACGCUGGGGGAGACACUAACCCAGCCCAGCAAGGAGACGCGCCCUUGCCGGACCCCAGAAUCCUUCCUGGGUCCCUCGGCCUCGUCCUUGGUCAACCUUGACUCGCUGAUCAAGACGCCCCAGGCUGUGAGGACCCGGAACCCCUUCCUGACAGGUCUCAGCGCUCCAUCCCCCACCAACCCGUUCGGCGCCGGAGAACUGGGCAGGCCGACCCUGAACCAGAUGCGAGCCGGUUCACCCGCGCUGGGCCUGGCUGCGGUCCCCGGCUCCAUGACCUACAGCGCCUCUCUGCCCCUGCCGCUCAGCAGCGUGCCGGCCGGCAUGGGCCUCCCCGCCUCGGUCAGCGUCUUCCCGCAGGCCGGGGCCUUCGCCCCACCGCCCCCCAGCCUGCCGCAGCCGCUGUUGCCCACGUCCGGCUCGGCGGGGCCGCUGCUCCCCACCCCGCAGGCCGGCACCAACCCCUUUCUCUGAGCCUCUGAGCCGUCCUGUGGGCGGUCGGUGCGCCAGGCCCACACCCGCAGGUCUGCUGGCCCGCGGCGCCAGCCCGUCCCGUCGGUCGUGCAGGUUGAGCACCGAUCCAGGCCUCCACCGAGCUCGGACAGCUCCCGAAGCUUAGAGACUGAAGACCUCCGGGGGUCCGAGACCACACAAUGAAGACUGGGACUCAUGUCCUCAGAUCUUACCAAGUGGACUGUUUGCGAGCUGUGGCAGCUGGGCCUGGAUCGCCAGCUGCGGAGAAAUGUACUAUUGAACAGUCUGGGAGUGCAGAAAUACCUCUAUUUCCAUCACAGCUUCUCAACCCCCAACCCUUACCUCCUGUUCUAGAAAGCGCCUUCCAGAUGCUUCCAAGCUGUCACUCAUUCCACUCAUUUAUCACACACACAUAGGCCCUGGAAUGAUCCAACAGCCCCCAGCCUCCAACAGAACCAGUUGGCUCCUAUUUAUUGUACUUUUUUUUUUGUAUGUCAGUACGGGGGCUUGAACU
Messenger RNA from Dipodomys ordii (Ord's kangaroo rat), 2560 nucleotides. RefSeq names its product epsin 3 (gene Epn3). Bases 142 to 2046 code for a protein of 634 amino acids. Gene Ontology annotation, molecular function: phospholipid binding; clathrin binding. Gene Ontology annotation, cellular component: endosome; clathrin vesicle coat; plasma membrane. The record is from RefSeq and is a predicted model, not a curated record. Gene Ontology annotation, biological process: endocytosis. NCBI's taxonomy places the organism in Eukaryota, Metazoa, Chordata, Mammalia, Rodentia, Heteromyidae. The transcript has 9 exons.